AUGUCAGUGGACAUUUUUCUGGAGUGGGCAGACGAAUUCAAACAUGACUCCGAGGGCCAACAACUGGGCAGCGCGCGAGUCAACCGAGACGCCCAGGGGUCCCCAGACACACCUGAAAUCCGGGCUCCUGAGAGACCGUCUCCGGGUCACGAACCCUACACAAAGGCCACCUUCGGCUUAACUGUACAACCCGAGAAACCUGUUUCAAGCAACGUGACACGAUACCGGCCACACAUCGGUGGGAGGGAAGUGGAGCACAGUGCAGGCAGCCUCCUGUUGGCGUCCCCACUUCGGCCCCAGGAGCUGGAAAUGACCGGGCCUUGUCAUUGCUCACAGUAUGAAAAAGCUUUCUCACCCAAGUAUCUGCAGAACUGGUCUCUCGCCAAGCCAACAAAAGAGAGGAUUUCUUCCCAUGAAGGCUACACUCAGAUUAUCGCCAAUGAUCGUGGCCAUCUGUUGCCUUCAGUGCCCCGUUCCAAGGCAAGUCCUUGGGGUUCCUUCAUGGGCACCUGGCAAAUGCCUCUGAAGAUACCCCCUGCUCGGGUGACCCUGACCUCCCGUACAGCUGCUGGUGCUGCCUCCCUUACCAAAUGGAUACAGAAAUAUCCUGAUUUACUCAAGGCCUCCAAUGGGCUACAUCCUGAAAUCUUAGGCAAGCCCCAUGAUCCAGAGAGUCAGAAGAAACCUGGGGAGUCUAUCACAAAGACUGUACGCCAAGCAGCACCAAGUGCAACCAUAAUCCCAAGCUCCCCAGCAUCAAAUCUCAAUUCCCCAGAUCAGCUCCAAAGGUCACACCCCUCUGAAGGUCACACUCCAGGUCCCCAAAGCCCACCCAACUCUCCAAAGAGUCCACCUGGAAGCCCAUGUAUGCUAGAACACUGUGCAGGUCCUAAUUUAGCUGAGGUCCAGAAAUGCAAACCUGGAACUCCAUAAGGGACUAAGGGACCACACUGAGAAAACCUGUCUAGAGAUUGAGUGAUGUAAGCAAGACCUCCCAGUCAGGGAAAUUAUGGAUGGGAAUAAAGGCAAAUUUGGAAAAUAAACAUUGUUUGUUGACUCUUUUACUGAUUUGGAUUUUUCCCUCCUGCUAUGUCUGCCUCUUUUAACCCAUAACUAGGAGAAGGGUUGGAGGAAAUAGAGCAGGGAAAAGAACAUGACAGUGGCUUGGGGGUAGAACACAUUUUUACAAGGAUUGACUCAUUUCCAGAAAUGACCAGGAGGAAGUUGG
Molecule: messenger RNA, 1228 nt
Organism: Orcinus orca (killer whale)
Lineage: Eukaryota; Metazoa; Chordata; Mammalia; Artiodactyla; Delphinidae
Gene: CFAP126
Product: cilia and flagella associated protein 126
Exons: 7
Coding region: 1-933 (310 amino acids)
Biological process (GO): cilium organization
Cellular component (GO): ciliary basal body
Source: RefSeq, a predicted model, not a curated record